UUUGUGAUGAUAUUAAAAUGGCGGUUUAAAUAUUUAUCUUUAAAUUGAGAUAUAAAUCUAGUUUUAAUAGAUUCAGAAAACGCAUCUUGGACCAAUCUUUCGGGUUUGUAGGUUAUGUUGUUUAUGUUUAUACUGACUUAAUCAUGUCAGAUUUGAGAAAAACAUUGUUGUCCCGCCGAAACAAGCGCUCCAACGCGCCAGCCGGUCCAAAUCAAAAUUAUCUGCCUGUCAAGUGGGACCGGUACUUUGAUAAAGAAUAUGGUAUAACUUUAGAACAAGGUACUUUCCAUGUAUACGCGAAAGGGGGAUCUGGCCCAAUAAUAUUAUGUCUACACGGAGGAGGCUAUUCUGGCCUCACAUGGGCCCUUUUUGCAGCUGACAUUUUUGAGUCAAUUGAGUGCCAAGUGGUAGCAUUAGACUUAAGGGGUCAUGGCAAAACCUACACUGACAAUGAUGGGGACUUAGCUUUAGCUACAUUGGCCAAAGAUGCUGCUGAUAUAGCAAAUAAAAUAACAGAGGAUAAAGAUGAACCUAUCAUUCUAAUUGGACAUAGCAUGGGUGGUGCUGUUGCUGUGGAGGCGGCACAACAUAUCAAUAACAUUGCUGGACUCUGUGUCAUUGAUGUGGUUGAAGGGACUGCCCUGGAUGCUUUGUCCUCCAUGCAGAGUAUUUUAAGGGGUCGUCCUUCACACUUCAAAAGCCUCCAACAUGCUAUACAAUGGUGUUACAAGGGAGGCCAAACACACAACGUCGAUGCAGCCAAAGUCUCAAUGCCAGGACAAAUAAUCAACAUGAAAACUGGGGUGCUGGCGGCGGACGAAUGCGACAACAUCCAGGUAAUAGAAGAAGACCUCCUCUCCGUCCGUUCCAAAGGUGAAGUCGUCGCGUCCGCCUUCACACUGACCGAAGUCGUCGAAGAAUCCGAAGCGAACACCAGCGACAACUGUUCGUCGGAUUGCGGCAAACCUCCUUUGCCCAAGACAUUAAAAACCGAGACCCCGUUGCCACCCCCGCCACCACUCUCGACGUUUAAACAUCCGUCUGAUGGUGACCCGGACGACGAGGGGCCCAAGUACACGUGGAGGAUAAAUUUGAGCAGAACGGAGCCGUUUUGGGCUGGCUGGUUCAAAGGGCUGUCGCAGAAGUUCCUCGAGGUGCGCGUCCCUAAGAUCCUGCUAUUGGCCAACAUACACGGAUUAGAUACCGCGUUGACUGUUGGACAAAUGCAAGGUAAAUUCCAGUUACAGGUCCUCUCAAAGUCCGGACACGCUAUUCACGAGGACCAACCUCAGCACGUGUCUGAAAUUAUAAGCGGAUAUCUGGUAAAACAGAGAUUGGCUAAUGUAAAAAGCGGAUUUACUUUGCCCCCCAUGCCAUGCUGUUAAGCAUUUGGUUUGGUUUUUUAGGAAAUAAAUAUAAUUACGUUUUGUUUUGUUUCAAAGAGCUUCUCAACUUAAUCAUUAAAGUGCUUUAAUUGGUGAAUGUCAAAAACGUAUGUUGUUGAUGUUGAUGAUGUAACUGGGUGGGUAGUUUGGAAAGUAAUUUGUUCGAUUCGCACAAUAAUUUUAAAAUUUUAAAUUAUUUAAUGCAUUUAUGCAAGUUAAAAAUAACUUUCCAAACUGCAUAUAAUAUAAUAUACACCCUUUCUGUUAUUAUAUAGUAGUGAUUUUUUGCAAUAUUUAGAACAGUUAAAAAUUUGUCAGUACAACAUCUAUGUAAUUCCUACUAUUAAAUACUUAAUUUGUGAUCAAACUGAUGUAACUGUCCCGGUUUUUAUUUAUUUUUUAGUUUAAUAUAUAUAUAUAUAUAUAUAUAUAUAGCUAUUGACACCCGGUUGUUAGAACUUAAAUAUAAUAUACAAAAAUUUGAUGUAUACAAUGAACAAUUUUACAUUUUUAGUUUUAUAGAACAAAUUCAUGACUUCACUCUUAACAUGUGUUGCCUAAAUGUCAUUUCCGGUUUUAGUACAUAUUUGAAUGAAGCUCAGAUUUUGUUCUGAUUUAAGAUGAGUUUGUCUAUUAAUGCUUAGUAAUUUUGUACAGUAUUAAUCUGGUGUUUUAUUUGGUUUAUGUAUAUAAAAAUAAUUUUUAAAUUAUUUUAAUAUAUAAGUUAGAAUAUGCAA
Molecule: messenger RNA, 2122 nt
Organism: Aethina tumida (small hive beetle)
Lineage: Eukaryota; Metazoa; Arthropoda; Insecta; Coleoptera; Nitidulidae
Product: protein phosphatase methylesterase 1
Exons: 8
Coding region: 144-1385 (413 amino acids)
Biological process (GO): protein demethylation
Molecular function (GO): protein methylesterase activity
Source: RefSeq, a predicted model, not a curated record